UGAUUCUAACCACACCUACCUAGCAGACGUGUCGCCGAAUGUAACCACAACGAAACUGGAUUUUCAUACUCAAUUCUGAACGCUCACCGCAUGGCCAGUAAUUUAGAAAAGGUUUAGUCAAAUGGAUAAUUUAUCUGUCCAUAGUUUUUCGGGAAUAAAACGAUAGGUAUUUGAGAUGAGCGAUACGGAAGGAGAAGACGGCGGCGAAAUGUCAAAGACAGAGAAAGAUCAGAGCUGGAUACCCAAAAUUAUCAAGAAACGAGUGUGCACAACUUUCGUAGAGGAUUCUUUCAGUAAUGGCAGGCUGUGUCAGUGUGGGGGUACGCGGGACACCCAUGAGUCAGUCGCUCUGGGGGACUAUUUCAGCACAGCCAUCGUCAGCCACUGGGACAGCUCCCAGCAUUCCUCCGAGUACCCCACCGACGCCUUCGGAGAGCUGGAGUUCGCCGGUGCCAGCAAGAGACACAGCAAAUUCCUGCGUCUCUCGUGGGACACCCCUCCUUCCAUCGUCUACACCCUGAUGACGGCCCACUGGGGGCUACCUCCGCCCAACCUGGUGGUGUCAGUGGUGAGCGGGGAGGGGAGAGCAAAGGUCAAGACAUGGGUACGGGAGGUCCUGAGGCAGGGAUUGGUCAAAGCCUCCCAGAGCACAGGAGCGUGGAUACUGACUGGAGGCCUGCGUGAGGGUGUAGGGAGGUGUGUAGGGGAAGCGGUAAGGGACCAUGCCACCGCUGCCUCAUCUGUCUCCCUGAACAAGGUGGUGGCUCUGGGCAUCGCUCCCUGGGGCCUGGUCCACAACCGCCAGCAGCUGGUCAAUCCGCAGGGUAGCUUCCCUGCUAGGUACUACUUCCAGAACACGUCCCGUGACUCAUGUUGCCUGGACAACAACUACCAGGCCUUUCUUCUGGUGGAUGAUGGGAGUGUAGGCCGCAGAGGGGGCGAGGCAGGCUUCAGGGCCCGGCUGGAGGACUAUAUUUCCCAUCAGCGCACAGGCAUCUGGGGCAGUGGAAGCAUUGACAUCCCCGUCCUGUGCAUGCUGAUAUCAGGAGAGACAACCAUGCUGGAGCGGUUGGAUCUCUCUCUGAGGAACUCCAUGCCCUGGCUGGUGCUGGCGGGGUCGGGUGGUGUGGCCGACCUCGUCAGUGACGUCCUGGAGAGCCUAUCGUCUGCGCCCCCUGUCCUGUCCUCCACCGAGGGGGAGGGGGAGGCGGGACCUAGUGUGGACCUUAAAGACAGAGUGGCCGAGAGGGUUAGGAAGCACUUUCCAUCCGAAACAGAGAUAGACAAACUGGUAGAACGGGUUCUGAGCAUCUACCUGAACAGGGAUCUGAUCACUGUCUACCACGGAGAGCAGGAGGGACCAGAUGACUUUGACACGGUCUUGCUCAAAGCCUUGGUUAGAGCGAGUAAGCAGCGUGUGUCAAGUGAAGCCAGCCCCUACACUGAGGAGCUGAAGCUGGCGGUUACCUGGAACAGAGUGGACAUCGCCAAGAGUGAGCUCUUCAAUGGAGACAUCCACUGGAGGGAAGAAAUAGAAGCGGCUAAAGCGGAGAGGCGCAGCGCCGCCAGUGCUCCCCGUCUGCCCAGCGCCGCCAGUGCUCCCAGUCUGCCCAUUGCCGACAGUGCUCCCAGUCUGCCCAGCGCCGCCAGUGAUCCCAGUCUGCCCAUUGCCGACAGUGCUCCCAGUCUGCCCAGCGCCGCCAGUGAUCCCAGUCUGCCCAGCGCCGCCAGUGCUCCCAGUCUGCCCAGCGCCGCCAGUGCUCCCAGUCUGCCCAGCGUCACCAGUAUGCCCAGCAUCGCCAGUCUGCCCAGCGUCGCCAGUCUGCCCAGCGUCGCCAGUCUGCCCAGCGCCGCCAUGGAGAUUGACACACCAGAAAGAUUCAGAGCCACGGCGGACAUCAUCAUUAAUCUCCUCAACACCAACGACAACGCUCCCAAGUUCUUCUCCGAUUACUUCCAGAAUUCCCGAAAACUCUCUGGCGGCUCCAAUGUUGAUUCUGUGACGUCUCGUCCCAGUCCCACUCUAUCCCGUCUAAAAAUACAUCCCAAAGCCCAUGUACGUCAUUCACUCGACAUGUAG
Messenger RNA from Oncorhynchus nerka (sockeye salmon), 2080 nucleotides. Its product is annotated as transient receptor potential cation channel subfamily M member 4-like. The coding region runs from base 176 to 2080 and encodes 634 amino acids. The transcript has 13 exons. Gene Ontology annotation, biological process: calcium ion transmembrane transport. Gene Ontology annotation, cellular component: plasma membrane. The record is from RefSeq and is a predicted model, not a curated record. Gene Ontology annotation, molecular function: calcium-activated cation channel activity; ligand-gated calcium channel activity. NCBI's taxonomy places the organism in Eukaryota, Metazoa, Chordata, Actinopteri, Salmoniformes, Salmonidae.